Ostrinia furnacalis (Asian corn borer) is the source of this 2714-nucleotide messenger RNA. RefSeq names its product cilia- and flagella-associated protein 58. The transcript has 20 exons. Gene Ontology annotation, cellular component: cytoskeleton. The coding region runs from base 1 to 2586 and encodes 861 amino acids. The record is from RefSeq and is a predicted model, not a curated record. NCBI's taxonomy places the organism in Eukaryota, Metazoa, Arthropoda, Insecta, Lepidoptera, Crambidae.
AUGGACCCGGAUGAGGAUGAGCCCUUCGGGGGGGCCCUAAACAUAGGGUCAGAGACCACCGAAGCUGAAAGGGAGUUUGAAAAGGUUCUCGAACAAAUGAGAGAAGCCGAAGGCCUGAAGUUGUAUGCCGACGUGUAUACCAAGCUGUACGACUCGUACUACAAGCUGAAGGGCGAGAACAUCGCCCAUACACAGCAGAUAGAGUCGCUCGACCACAGACUGAAGCGUUUCGAUGAGACGGUCAACGAAUAUCUGGCUGAAAUAUCCGACUCCCACAAAACCAUCGAGAAAUUGCGAGCUGACAUCGACGAGGCCCGCGCCUUGGCCGACGCCAUGCAUGCACGAGAGUUGACCAGUGUGGAGAGCCUGGAGACCAUGAAGAAGACCGUCACCCGCCUGGAGAAGGAACUGGACGCUAGGAAGAGGGCUGGCGACGAUGACGCGGGAGCGACAUCAGCAGUGAAAGAGAAAGAGAAAUUCGAGAAAGAGAAGGCUAGACUCCAGGGUGAGCUGGACGGGGUGAAGCUGCGGCUCACCAACGCUCUGGGAUACGUUGAGGAGUUGGAGCAGAGGAACACUGUGGGAGACGAGACCAUUGCCAAGUUAGAGGAACAGCUGGAGGAAGCUGACAACAAUGCAGUCCGUCAGAACCGUCUGGUCGACCACCUCAAGGGUGAGAGUGCCACCCUGAAAUCCGAGGUGGAGAACAGGGGGAUAACUAUCGGGAACCUCAAUGACAAGCUAACAAAAGCCGAGAAAACCAUCGACCGCCGCGACAGACAGCUCAAAGACAUGACGAACAAGCUGGAGACGGCCCGAGCUGAAGAAGAAGCGGCGUUGGCCAAGGCGGCCCAGUUCAGGGAGACGCUGGAGUUGACCAACAUUAACUUUGAGAAGACCAAGCAAGCGCUGCACAAUACUACUAAGGAGUUGAAGAACAUGAUCGACGACGGCAACCGGCUGCGCAACGAAGUCAGCAAGUUGACCAAGCAGGCUGUGCAGCAGAUGAAGAAGUACACCCUGCUUGAACAGAACAAGGCUGCUGUGGAAUCUGAACGUGAACGCCUCCGUCAGCAAGUAAGCGUGAUGGAGCGCGAAAUUAUGCUGGGCAAGAAGCAGGCCGAAGCCGACCGCAGGGAGAUUGAGAACCUCAACCGGGAAAAAGACAUCCUGAAUAAGAACAUGCAGAAGAUUCAGAACGAAGCCCUGGAGAACCUGCAGAUGCUGCACCUGGCUGAACAGCGUCGCAAGCAGAUGGAGCACGAGCUCGAGAUGAGCGCCGGCCAGAUCAACAAGCAGCGGCUCAUCAUCCGGCAGCUGGAGAAGGAUAAGGACAGAAUGCUAGAAGAAACAAUAGCAUUAAACGAGAAAAUUGACGAAAUAUCAGAGGAGGUUCGUCUCCGCACGGCUGAUAUCCUGGACCUGAAGAAGGCUCUUCGCGAAGAGACGAUCAAAAGCCGAAAGCUGUCGGUCGCGCUGGACGCCACGAGAGCCGAGAGGAAUAUGCUGCACAAGAACUAUACUGAGGCACUGGAUGAGAUACAGGACUUGAAGCAGAAACUCAAGAUGCUAGCGUACCAAAUCGAGCAGCUAAAAGAAGACAUCAGCGGCAAGGAGUCCGGGCUGAAGUCGUGCGAAGGGACCCUUGCUAAGUGCAACAAGAAGAACGAACAACUCCGCAGCGAAGUGCAGGCGGGACUGACCAAGCUGUCCGAUGCGAGGGCGGACAUUGCUGCCUUGAAGCAGGAGGAGGCCAGGCUUAACAGGAUCGUUAUGGAAGGCGACACAGCCCGCGCCAAGCUGAUGAAGGAGUUAGAAGGUUUGAUGAACGAGCGCGACGUGGUCGGCGCGCAACUCGUGCGCAGGAACGACGAGAUUUCGCUGCUGUAUGAGAAGAUACGCAUACUGGAGGUCACCUUACACAGAGGGGAGCGUCAAUACGAACAAAGAGUUGAAGACAUUCGUUUGCUGAGACUGGAGAUUAUCCGACUUCGAAAGGAAAAGAACUUGCUCUCAAAAGGCAUUGAGAACAUGACCGAUUUGAGGCUUGAGGUGUUCAACUUGGAGCGGGAGCUCGGUCGCGAGAGACUGCGCGUCAGGGCCUUGGAGGAAGCCCUGGAGACUCCACUCAAUGUGCACCGCUGGAGGAAGCUGCAGGGAACCGAUCCGGAGAGCGUGCAGCUGACACAGAAGCUACGGCUCACGCAGAAAAAGGUGCUGGCUCAAAGUGAGAUGUUGGUGCUGAAAGACCGCGAGCUAAAGGAGACGCGCAACUUGUACAGCGCUGUCAAAGACAUGCUGGCUCUUCAGCCAAGCCCUGAAAUACAGCAAACCUUGAAUCGCACUCAGCGGGCAUUGGCUCAGAGGACUACUAAGAUGAAGUGCUUGAUCGCAGAGCUGAGCAUGCGUGAGAAGCAAGUGACCGACCAACGGUUAGAGCUGGAGCGAGUGAAUGGAGAGCUCCUCUCAUUCAAGCAGAAGUACUACGAGAUGAAGCGAGCGUUGGAUGCCGACGAGGCGCGGCGUUUGCGGGUGCCUUCGCCCCCAUCGCAGAACGCUAUGUUUUCGGCCAAAACUGGGACAUAAUGAUAGUAGAGACUGGAGAUACAGAAUCGAAAUACACUAGCUACCUCGCUCUUGGUUUACCAAGAGAGACAUUUAUGUCUGCAAGCGAGACAUAAAGCACUACAGUCCGAUUUUUAAAUCGGCAGAAU